AUGUCUGCGAUAGAGCCCCUCGACCUCCUCAAGCCUAUCUCGGUAGAGGGACAUAUGACGGUAUUACAAUUUACUACCCGGGAUGCCCAGUUGUUCCAGAGCUGCUGGAAACGUCUUCGAUUAACACCUGAAAUUGAAUUAACUCUUGGGCCAAUGGAGAUAAUGAAUCUAUGCAAAUUUGCCGAUAUAGAUCUAGCAAAUCAGCUGCUACACCGAGGUGUGGAUCUUAGAAUCCCUAAUCCAAAUAACGGACUUCCGAAUUGGUAUCAGCUUUUAUACCAACAAAACCCUGAACCGAUGUUAGGUUGGUUCUGGAGCCAUGACGAAGAGAUCCCAGAAGACCUCUUGACUUAUGCGGCGAGACGCAACUGCGUGGCCGGAGUCGUGUGGAUCUCGAACCACACCGAAAGCCACGACGACUGGCGCCAAGCUGUAUCUGCAGCUGCCGACAAAGUGGAGCGGGAGAGCGCUGAAAUCUUUGGAUUCCUUAUGCACCACCCGCCUCCGGGACAUAAAAGGGACGGUAGGGGCCGCACGGGCCGCACACUCUCUGAGGAUCUUUUGAUCACGAUCGUCGGUAGAGCGUGCUCCAAGAGUUGUAUAUAUGAUUUGCUCCUCUCAGGCGAAUGCUCUAAUGGUGAUAUACAACGUUUGCAAAGCGAUAAAGCAUGGUUGGAAAAGGUUGCUGUUCAGAAGAUCCAAACAAUUCAAGGGUUGAAUGAGACUGCCGGAGUGGCUGGUAUUAAAGUUCAAGCGAGGAAAGCCGGUCUAAAAUUGGUGACAGAAGCUCUAGAGACUUUCAAAGGAUAG
Molecule: messenger RNA, 810 nt
Organism: Penicillium coprophilum
Lineage: Eukaryota; Fungi; Ascomycota; Eurotiomycetes; Eurotiales; Aspergillaceae
Exons: 1
Coding region: 1-810 (269 amino acids)
Source: RefSeq, a predicted model, not a curated record